Molecule: messenger RNA, 1665 nt
Organism: Pelecanus crispus (Dalmatian pelican)
Lineage: Eukaryota; Metazoa; Chordata; Aves; Pelecaniformes; Pelecanidae
Source: RefSeq, a predicted model, not a curated record
UCGUUUCAGGAAUGCAGUAAAAAACAGAAAAACGACGAUACGCAAAGUACAUCUGUUGAUGCAUUGGGCUCAAAUGAUGAUUUUGAAGAGAAAAAUGAGUUUCAUACAUUGGCUAAUGCUAAAAUAUUCCUUAGCGACUGCCUAGCUUGUGACAAUUGUAUGACAUCAGAAGAAGGAGCCAGAGUUUUCCAACAGAAUCAGAAGGAGCUCUUUCGUAUUCUUAACCUUAAUAAGAAAUGUGAUACCUCAAAACACAAAGUGUUGGCAGUGUCUAUAUGCCCUCAGUCAUUGCCUUAUUUUGCUGCUAAAUUCAAUCUCUCUGUGAAUGAUGCAGCCAAGAGACUCUGUGGUUUCCUCAAAGGUCUUGGGGUGCAUUAUGUAUUUGACACCACUAUAGCUGCUGAUUUCAGUAUCCUGGAGAGCCAGAGGGAAUUUGUGCAGCGGUACCAACGGAGGAACCAGGACGAGCAUGCCUUACCGAUGUUUGCCUCUGCUUGCCCUGGUUGGAUCCGGUAUGCUGAAAGGGUACUUACCAAUCUUGUGACCUCUCACAUUUGCACUGCAAAGUCUCCACAGCAGAUCAUGGGCUCCCUGGUGAAGGGCUACUUUGCCAGGCAGCAGAACUUGUCUCCUGAUAAAAUUUUCCAUGUAAUUGUGGCGCCUUGUUAUGACAAAAAACUGGAAGCCUUGCGGGAAGACUUCUACACUGCCUUGUAUAAUUCGCAAGAAGUUGAUUGUGUUCUGACAUCAGGUGAAAUUGUCCAAAUAAUGGAACAGAAAAAUGUGUCUAUGAAAGAUGUGACUGAAGUAGCUGUAGAUAGUUUGUUUGAUGAAAUAAAGGAGGGAGAUGUAGUAAGGCAUGAUGGGAAGAGAUCCGAUGGUUACCUGGAGCACAUUUUUAAACAUGCUGCAAAGGAGCUUUUUGGCUUGGAUGUCAAGGAAAUCACAUACAAAGCAUUAAAGAACAAGGACUUUCAAGAAGUUACCCUUGAAAAGGAUGGUGAGACAGUGCUGCGUUUUGCAGCAGCUUAUGGCUUUAGAAAUAUCCAAAACAUGGUUCUGAAGUUGAAAAAAGGAAAGUUUUUAUACCAUUUUGUAGAAGUCCUUGCCUGCCCAGGAGGGUGCCUAAAUGGAAAAGGUCAGGCUCAAACUGAAGAUGGAAAACCAGACAAAGCACUGCUUAACCAGAUGGAAGAAGUGUAUGCUGCAAUACCUGUUAGACUUCCAGAAACCAACAUGCACGUACAGAAGAUGUACCAGGACUGGCUGGAAGGCAUGGACUCUAAAAAAGUCCAGGAAACUUUGCACACCAAAUACAGUGCAGUAAAUCAAACAGCAAGCAAUUUAGAUAUCAAAUGGUAAUAAAUCAAACUUGCAAAAGAUUUGUUUAGGUUAGUUACAGAUUCAGCACUGGAAACAUUCUAUGCAAUCGCAGAUGCUAUGCACUAGCCGAGUGUAUGAAUGAGAUGCUUCCUAAUUGUGGAUUAUUGUUUGAGAAGAACCAUUGCUUUUUAAAAACAGAAAGAGAAGUCUCCGAAAGCCCUGGUUCCUGCCAUUGUCAUUUAACUUUUACUGUUGUGUAAUGUCCUGCGUAUAAUGGAUUUCUUUAUUCAAAAACGUGAUCUUGCAAGGUACAUAAACACUUUCUGCCAGGAGCAGGGAGUG